Molecule: messenger RNA, 3299 nt
Organism: Paramuricea clavata
Lineage: Eukaryota; Metazoa; Cnidaria; Anthozoa; Malacalcyonacea; Plexauridae
Source: the annotation of a GenBank genome assembly
GGUUAUGAUUACUCAAGAGCUGGUAAUCCCACCAGAGAUUGUUUUGAAAAAUGUGUUGCGUCUUUGGAAGACGCCAAGCAUGGUAAGGACUAAGGCGCUAUCUCUUCUGCACAAAUUUUAAUUCUCUAGAAAAAUAGGAAACAAUGAUGUGAUGUGGAGGCAUUUGAAAAUCCAUCACUGUUGCGGUUUUUGCCGAAGGAGGUAAAGUGUGUCACCAAUUGAAGACCCGGGCAAAUACUGGAUAAGCUUUAGGCAAAGUCUAAAUGUUGUAUUUAUCCAUACAGACCUGUUAUACAUACCUUUCGUUUUACAACUCACAAACCGUACAAGUAAGAAAUAAUUUUGAAUAUAGAACUUGCCAUUCAUUUUAUCCCUGCAGGCAUUGCAACAGCAUCUGGCUUGGCUGCCUUAACAACGCUAACGCACCUUUUACGUGCUGGUGAUCACGUGGUUGUUUGUGAUGACGUUUAUGGAGGUAGAUAUGAUAAUAUCCAACAUUUAAGAACCUAGGUUAUCUCACGUUAAGCCUCGUUUUCAUGUAAUCAGGACAGUUACGAGCAUGUCAAGGUGGCCGAUGUGAAAGAGGCUCAAUCUAUCGCUGAAAACGUUUGCUUAAUGCUUGACAGCAAAAUUUGAACAAGGCAAGGCCUAUUCAGAUAAUAUUUUAAGGUCAAUUCCAAAAUAUUUACAAUAUUGUCCCAAACAUUGUUGUAGGAACCAAUAGAUAUUUCUCCAAGGUUGCAUCCAGAUUUAACCUAGAGACGAGUAUGGUUGAUGUGACAGAUGUGGAUAAAUUGCAACAAGCGAUAAAGUCCAAUACAAAGGUGAUAGAGAGUUUACGACUUUGUUAUUUUCUGAUGGUGCGGUUGAAAUGGAAAUUUUGUUGAAUUAAGAUUGUUCGUGUUGAAAUUCAUUAUGCAUGGCGUUGAAAGGCGGCUAAAUUUUACAAUACCCGGGUACUCUGAAAGCACAAGUUUCGUUUGUGACACUGUGAUCCGCAGUCGGGAGGUUGAUUUUUCAGGUUUGAGGUAGACAGUGGUUAUCGACUGCAGCACCGCGGACCAUGAUGGUAGUCAAAUCAAGAUAUGUUGAAGUCAUGUGUUAAAUAUUUCCAUUGAUUACAUCAGUCAUCACGGACCGCUGCGGAAUUUGGCAUUUUGAAAGUGGCCGGGCAUUGUAUACAAAGUUGCUCCAAAAUGGCGAUCACAUACAAUAAACAGAUUCACAUUGAUUGUUUCUGGAGGACCUAAAACCUAGGCUUAUUCGAGACGAAUAAAGCAUAGAGGCACAUGCAUGAAUAAUAGAUUAUCAUAAUGUGUUGUGUGUGUGACAGUGGAUAUCCCAUAUAACAAUUUAAAUUUAUUAAGGUUUUACAUCAAAGGAAAGGCAUGAAAGUUCAACUAGUUAAAAAUGUCUGUUCGAGUGUACCAUCUAAAAAUCCUGGUAAUACCAGUACAAAACAAAACUGCAAAACAUCAGAAUACUGAGUAUAGAAUAGUGUAUGAUAAGCGUGCAUGUUAUCACCUUAUUAUAGUUCCAUAUUGAUUUAGUUCAGUGUACUCUUGACAUGGUGUAUCCUGCAUGAUAUUAUCUUGUUUACGUGUUUCGGUAUAUCCAAUAUUCCAAUUCAUUUAGCAAUCCAAGUUCUCCUUAAAUUUUGUCUAUAGAUGUUUCCAAAUCUCUUCUUUGAGCCCGGUUGUUUUCUGCCUCCCAUUGGAUGAACUCCAAAUAGAUCUCCGGGUAGUUUUGCAUAACAAAAUUGGCGAAACGUCUAAGUCUAGUCAGUUCAAUAAGUUCAUCACGAAUACUCUGGCGGUAACGCCGGUUAUUCCUGUUACAUCGGCUUCGUCGAUCCAUUGCUUUGCUUUGCUGCGUAGCCCAGGAAUGGAUUUGGAUUCGCGUCCUUCUUACAACAAGUAUAUGUGAUGUGGUCGAAAUCAUUAGAAGUUUAGUGCGUUUUUUAUAACUUUGAUAAUUAAUGCAAAUUAUAGCUAUCGAUUGUUUAACGAUCUGCGAUGCUUACCGCCAAUCAUUAUGAGAGCACUAUAAUUAGUAAUUUAGUGUACGGUUAUUGACCGCAAAAGAAAACCCGCAAACUUCUAGUUAUUUGAAAAUAUAUAUUCAAAAUCUAUACUCGCGUGUAUUUGUUAUUGGAGGGACAUAUUGGUGGAUCUGGUGUCUAUUUGCGGAAUUAUAAGUCGCAGAUGUUAAUGAGUAUUGUUACGUAUGAUAUCGAGAUCGCCAAUGUGAUUUUACUAAUUAUCUCGGGAUUGUCUAUUGUGACUUUCAUGAUAAUGAUCUCGGGAUUGCCUAUUGUGACUUUAAUGAUAAUGAUCUCGGGAUCUCUAAAUGACGUACCUGAUAUCGAGAUCGUCAUUGUGAUUUUAUUAAUUAUCUCGGGAUUGCCUAUUGUGACUUUCAUGAUAAUGAUCUCGGGAUUGCCUAUUGUGACUUUAAUGAUAAUGAUCUCGGGAUCUCUAAAUGACGUACCUGAUAUCGAGAUCGCCAAUGUGAUUUUACUAAUUAUCUCGGGACUGCCUACAGUAUAUUGUGACUUUAAUGACAAUGAUCUCGGGAUCUCUAAAUGGCGUACCUGAUAUCGGGAUCGCCAUUGUGAAUUUGAUUGAUGAACUCGGGAUCGCUAUUAUUCCAUACUGUAAUCUGCCGCCUCACUCUUCAGCCCUGGAAGCACGUGUUGGCAUUUGUGCCAUAGCAACGGAACUAAAAUGGUUGAAAUGCGGACACUUAGUGAAUAAAGGUGCUCCUUUUAUAGCACUAUAUAUAUAACACGGUGAAACAGUGCUUUUUCGAUAUAUGAACAACCUUACUCUAAACCUACCACAACCUUAACACUGUGUAUUAAUAAAUUUAUGUAUGUCGUCCACCCAUGCCAAUACUUCAUAUGGUAGAAUUCACUUAGUAGACUUUCUACAAGUCCGCCUCCGAAUUUUGCCCCAGCUUUUGGCAAGCGAGUAAAGUUGAGACCCUUAUGUUGAGAGAAGAGUAUUGCGCGAAUUAAAAAUGACAUUUGAAAAGUCUAUUGAUGCAUGAGGCGGACAGUAUGAUACAAUUCAGUUAAGCCCAAGGCAAUGAACACAAAAAUGUGAUUUGGUGUCAGGAACUUCGGUACUUGUAUGAUAUUGUUGAUCAGAUCUAAGGAAGAUGAGGCCAGAGUAAAUUCUGUGCAGUAAAUAUAGUUACUGAUUUAAUUUUAGAUGGUCUGGAUUGAAACUCCUACAAAUCCACUGUUGAAAUUAAUUGAUAUUAAAGCUGUAGCUGAUGUUGCUCAUAAAACUGAG